Molecule: messenger RNA, 26303 nt
Organism: Coregonus sp. 'balchen'
Lineage: Eukaryota; Metazoa; Chordata; Actinopteri; Salmoniformes; Salmonidae
Source: the annotation of a GenBank genome assembly
AUGUUCAGGCAGGUGCUGGUGGUGGCAGCGAAGCUGGCCAUGUGUAGGGACUUCCAGUACCACUCACAAUGCAAGAUCUCUGAGAAACUCGGGAGGGCCUGACCUAAAUUCAGACAUACAACCAGUUCUAGAUGUACCUUAAUGCAUUCUAAACAUUGAAUGUGAGAAAUACACAAAAAUAAGUAAUGAACGAAGUCCUGGUAAGAACACAGUAUUUGGCUCUUAAGAUUGAUGACGAUAGAAUCUGAUGGUCUUGCAGGAAGAUGCUGAUGUCCCUGUGCUAUUAAUGGUCCAGACUGAUCAAAUCGCUGGGUUUAGAAGCUGAUUGUUUAAAAAUGGCCAACUUUAGAUAGCAGAAGCAAGUUGCAUAUCUAGUCUUGCGGUUGUUGCCACCAAAAGUGAGUUCCAAAUCAACAUUGGUGUCUAUCAACCAAACAUUCUAACAUUUAUAAUUCUAUUAAAGUUGCAAUUUUCUGUUUUGAUAACAUCAUAUUCAAUAGUAAUUGUAUUUUUAUGGAAUGAUCACCAUGGCAAAGACAUUGAAUGUGUUUCAAAUCAACACUGUUGCUCUAAUCAACCAAACAUUAUAAUUUCAAUCAGGGGAAAGACUUCCUUGAGGUACAGGCUGUUCAUUUCCCUUUCAAAUUGGUGGUGUGUUUAAAUAGCCUGACAUCGGCUGGAUCACACGCACACACACACACCUCACUAAUACAUUGUUUGUUAUCUCUGUAUAUCAGUUAGCCUACUCUGCCCAGAGUGGGUGGAAACCCGCUUUGGUGAUGACGUUUCACUUCCUUAUGUUAUAAAAUGCAUUUUACCAAGACAAAUGGGACUCUUCAUGUUCUGAAUCGUUCAGUGGGGUCUUUCUCGAGCAUAUCAUUAACAUUAUAUCCAAAAAGUCCGAUUUCGUAACCUAAUACAUCUGAUAAUAAGCACAGAGCUCUGUCGCUCUGAGCGGUGCAGCGUUAUCACCUAAACUUUUGAGGAUUUUACAUUUUGUGGUCGUCUUCCGAGUUGUUUCCGCUGGUUGUAGAUAGCAAAAUUUGCAUGAUACGAGUUUAAUUAAAUGUAAAAGGAUUCGACAGUGCUCCGUUGACAUUUCACAGAGAUGCGCUUGUUUUUGUGAGAAGUCUUCGAGAAAGUACAGGAACUUCACAGUAAUAUGAACAGCGUAUAUUAAAAUACUACACUGAACUCAAAUAUAAACGCAACAUACAACAAUUUCAAAGAUUUUACUGAGUUACAGUUCAUAUAAGGAAAUCAGUCAAUUGAAAUAAAUUAAUUUGGCGUUAAUCUAUGGAUUUCACAUGACUGGGAAUAGAGAUAUGCAUCUGUUGGACACAGGUACCUUAAAAAAAAGUAGGGGCGUGGAUCAGAAAACCAAUCAGUAUCUGGUGUGACCACCAUUUGCCUCAUGCAGCACGACACAUCUUCUUCGCAUAAGGUUGAGCAGGCUGUUGAUUGUGGCCUGUGGAAUGUUGUUCCACUCCUCUUCAAUGGCUGUGCGAAGUUGCUGGAUAUUGGCGGGAACUGGAACACGCUGUCGUACACGUCGAUCCAUAGCAUCCCAAACAUGCUCAAUGGGUGACGUGUCUGGUGACUAUGCAUGGAAGAACUGGGACAUUUUCAGCUUCCAGGAAUUGUGUACAGAUCCUUACGACAUGGGGCCGUGCAUUAUCAUGCUGAAACAUGAGGUGAUGGUGGUGGAUGAAUGGCAUGACAAUGGGCCUCAGGAUCUCGUCACGGUAUCUCUGUGCAUUCAAAUUGCCAUCGAUAAAAUGCAAUUGUGUUUGUUGUCCGUAGCUUAUGCCCAUACCACCGCCACCAUGGGGCACUCUGUUCACAACAUUUACAUCAGCAAACCACUCGCCCACAAGACACCAUAAACGCUGUCUGCCAUCUACCCAAUACAGUUGAAACCAGGAUUAAUCUGUGAAGAGCACACUUCUCCAGCAUGCCAGUGGCCAUCGAAGGUGAGCAUUUGCCCACUGAAGUCUGUUACGAUGUCGAACUGCAGUCAGGUCAAGACUCUGGACGGAUGACUGCACAUUUUAGAGUGGCCUUUUAUUGUUACCAGCACAAGAUCAGCAUCUUGAUAUGCCACACCUGUCAGGUGAAUUAUCUUGGCAAAUGAGAAAUGCUCACUAACAGAGAUGUAAACAAAUUUGUGCACAAUUUGAGAGAAAUAAGCUUUUUGUGCAUAUGGAAAAUGUAUGGGAUCUUUUAUUUCAGCUCAUGAAACAUGGGACCAACACUUUACAUGUUGUGUUUAUAUUUUUGUUCAGUGUAUAUGUUAUGUCUCAAAAUCAAUAUCUAUCUGACCUCUAUAUUGUUUUAUGUCCUCUGGAUUUGAGAAGAAAGAUGACAAGUUCAAUGGUAAGCCGGUCCGGUAGCCUUAAAACUCGCACAGCAUCCAGCCUAGCUGACCUGAAACUAUUUUCCUGAUUUAUGACCACUUUUUUUCUCUGGCCUCCAUUGAUUUAGUCGCCCUAAUUUUGACCGUCCUACAAAGGUAAAAACUCAAAUAAAAUUUGAACGGAUUUUGAUAGAGACAUGAGGUUUGGACCAUUGGUUUUCUUAGAGGAUUAUCUACAUAAUUAACAUAUUAUUUACCCAUUGGUCAAAUAAUGAGCUUUGAUUGGAUACCCUACACUGUGGUCGCUGUUGUUUCCUCUCUCAAUCACCAUGCAGUGUUAUGUGCAAAUACUUGUGGCAGCCUCAGCUGGUUUCAACCAAGCUUGGAGAGCAAGAGAGAAUCAUGAGGCCAGGGGAGUUCAACUGGGUUCUGUUCAUUAGGCACCAAACAGAAGAAAACAGACUGAAACAGACAUUAACUACCUAAGCUUGUCCAAUAAGAAAUGCUCAUUUUUUGUUUUCCGUCGCAAAACUACCUAACGACCAGAUCGUAACUGUAUACCAGGUUUAUGUGAUGUGACCCUUCUGUGGGUUUCAAACUGCCCAUGCUGUUUGUGUGUACAUGGGGUUGGUCAUAGUCUGCUUGUAGAGAUUAUCCUACUAGCUCAGCACUGGGAAUAAACACCAGUUUAAUUAUUUUUCUUCUGUUAAGUCAGACCGCAGUUACCUUGCCAGCUACAUCAGUCAACUAAAGCCAGCCAUUUAAUUUUUUGGUUAAAUGUAAAAAAAAAUCUCUGUAAUACUACAAUUUAAUGAAGUUGGCUUUAGCUAGCCCAGAUACAGUAGGUUCCAAAUCUCCCAUCCUCAUUACUAGCUACCAAUCAAGUGAGAGUAGCUAGCUUGUCUAACUAUCUUAGCUGACAUGGCUGCUGGCAUGGUUGGUAAACUUUAGAAAAGCAAGCAAUGACUAAAUGUACUGAAUAAGACUCACAUUCCUUUCAAUCUUUUACUCAGAAUUUAGCAGAGAAGCAUAUUAGAGGGUCAUGACCCCGUCCCCAGUGAAAGUUGCGCCCCUGUGUAGUUACAGAAACUCUGAAGGCCUUAUUGUCGCUUAGAUCUGUAAGUUGAGAAAAUAAAAUGUAAAUGAAGCCACAUUUUCUUCACAUAAAAGGCACUUUUCUUCUACGUUUUACAGUAUGUGUGUUGAUAAGAGUCUCUGUCACUGACAUCUAUCUCUGUGUUCUGGCUCCUUCAGGAUUGAAGACCUACCUGAUCUCAGGGAGGAAGGUGGAGCCGUGCCACUGUAGCUGUUCCCAGCUUCGCCUGGCUGGCCUGGAGCCUGGGGGGGACACCCGCUGUCCCACACCCCGUGCCCACACCCCAGAUGGACCCCCCAGAGCCCCCUCAGCCUGCGGCCUACCCCAGGAAGGGGCUCCCGACAGGGCCAAGGUGAGGACAUGGUAUAUGUCACGAUCGUUGGAGGAAGUGGACCAAUGCGCAGCGUGAUGAGUGAACAUACUUUUAAUUUGAUUCACCACACGAAACAAAACAACAAAACGAUACGUGAAGUCCUAGGUAACAGACACAAACCUUACACGGAACAAGAUCCCACAAAACACUGUGGAAAACAGGUUGCCUAAGUAUGGUUCCCAAUCAGAGACAACAAGCAACAGCUGACACUCGUUGCCUCUGAUUGAGAACCACCCCGGCCAACAUAGAAACACAUGAGCUAGAUAACGAACCUAGAACACAAAUACAUAGAAACUACACACCCUGGCUCAACAUAACAGAGUCCCAGAGCCAGGGCGUGACAGUACCCCCCCCCCCCCCCAAAGGCGCGGACUGUGACCGCGCCAAACAUAAACCGAACAGGGGAGGGCCGGGUGGGCAUUCCUCCUCGGAGGCGGUUCCGGCUCCGGGCUUGACCACCACCCUCCAACAAUUCCCCCGUAGCGCCCCUGGUCCGGUCUGGCCCCGCUGGCUGGAGCUGGACUGGACAUCGGUGGAGCGGAUUGCUUAGGCUCCGAUGUGGAGCAGCUGACCGGUACCUGACCAGGCACCGGUGACCCAGGCACGGGCUGUGCCGGACUGACGAUGCGCACCACAGGCUUGGUGCGGGGAGCAGGGACGGGCCGAACCGGGCUGACGAUGCGCACCACAGGCUUGGUGCGGGGAGCAGGAACGGGCCGGACCAGGCUGACGACGCGCACCCCAGGCUUUGUGCGGGGAGCAGGAACAGGCCGGGCCGGGCUGGCGACGCGCACCAUUGGCUUGGUGCGGGGAGCAGGAACAGGCCGGGCCGGGCUGGCGACGCGCACCAUUGGCUUGGUGCGAGAGGCAGGAACAGGCCGGACCGGGCUGGCGACGCGCAUCACAGGCUUGGUGCGAGGGACAGGAACAGGCCGGACCGCACUGGGAACACACACCACUGGCCUUACCCGGGGAUCAGGAACGGGCCGGACCGGACUGGCAACACACCUCAGUACCUCUCGCCGUGCCUCUACAUUUUCCUUCCCUCUACUCGCCAAUGGCUCCCGUAACCCGGUGGCCUUCACUCCUCGUCCACUAACUCGCCCCUUAUCUGCCUCCAGCAGCCCCGUCGUCCACAGUGUGAGCCCCCCCCCUUAACAUUUAUUGGGCUUGUCUCUCCCCCGUGGAUAUGGCCUCCAUGGCUCUCGCCAGACUCUCCAUCCUCUGCUCCCAGGUCCAACCUCUCUCCUCCUCACACUGCUUGACCCAGUCGAGGUGGAUAUCCGCUAGAGUUACCUCUGGCGUUGGCUCCUGGACACGCUGCUUGACCCAGUCGAGGUGGAUAUUCGCUAGAGUUACCUCUGGCGUUGGCUCCUGGACACGCUGCUUGGUCCAGUUUUGGUGGGAUCUUCUGUCACGAUCAACGAACACAGUGGACCAAUGCGCAGCGUGAUAAGUGAACAUACUUUUAUUUAGAUUCACCACACGAACAAAACAACAAAACGAUAACGUGAAGUCCUUGGUUACAAUACAAAACCAACACGGAACAAGAUCCCACCAAUACUGGACCAAGCAGCGUGUUUCGGAGCUAACGCCGGGUAAGGAGAUGGAGAAGUUGGCGAUGGCCCAGGUGGGCCAAUGGUGGUCCUGGGAGGACAUGUUCGAGGGCAGAGGACCAUGGGCAAAGGUUAAAGCCUUGGCGAGAGAGGAGGUACGGCGCCAACAGUGUCGUCGUCGGACAGGCGAGAGGCAACCCCAAUAAAUUUUUAGGGGGGGGCACAUGGCAUGGACGACGGGGCUGCUGGAGGCAGAUAAGGGGCGAGUUUGUGGACGAGGAGAGAAGGCCACCGGGUUACGGGAGUCAUUGGUGAUUAGAGGGAGGGAAAGUGUAGAGGCACGGCGAGAGGUACUGAAGUGUGUUGCCAGUCCGGUCCGGCCCGUUCCUGAUCCCCGUAUAAGGCCAGUGGUGUGUGUUCCCAGUGCGGUCCGGCCUGUUCCUGUCCCUCGCACCAAGCCUGUGAUGCGCGUCGCCAGCCCGGUCCGGCCUGUUCCUGCCCCUCGCACCAAGCCUAUGGUGCGCGUCGCCAGCCCGACCCGGCCUGUUCCUGCCCCUCGCACCAAGCCAAUGGUGCGCGUCGCCAGCCCGGCCCGGCCUGUUCCUGCUCCCCGCACCAAGCCAAUGGUGCGCGUCGCCAGCCCGGCCCGGCCUGUUCCUGCUCCCCGCACAAAGCCUAUGGUGCGCGUCGCCAGCCCGGCCCGGCCUGUUCCUGCUCCCCGCACCAAGCCUAUGGUGCGCGUCGCCCAUCCCGGCCCGGCCUGUUCCUGCUCCCCGCACCAAGCCUAUGGUGCGCGUCGCCAGCCCGGUCCGGCCAUUCCUGCUCCCCGCACCAAGCCAGGGGUGCGCGUCGUCAGCCCGGUCCGGCCCAUUCUUGCUCCCCGCACCAAGCCUGUGGUGCGCAUCCUCAGCCCGGUCCGGCCCGUUCCUGCUCCCCGCACCAAGCCAGGGGGUGCGCGUUGUCAGCCCGGUCCGGUCCAUUCCUGCUCCCCGCACCAAGCCUGUGGUGCGCAUCGUCAGCCCGGUCCGGCCCGUUCCUGCUCCCCGCACCAAGCCAGGGGUGCAUGUCGUCAGUCCGGCACAGCCCGUGCCCGGUUCACCGGUGCCUGGUCAGGUACCGGUCAGCUGCUCCACACCGGAGCCUAAGCAAUCCGCUCCACCAAUGUCCAGUCCAGCUCCAGCCAGCGGGACCAGACCAGGGGCACUACGGGGGGGUUAUUAGAGGGUGGUGGUCACGCCCGGAGCCGGAUCCGCCUCCGAGGAGGAAUGCCCACCCGGCCCUCCCCUGUUCGGUUUAUGUUUGGCGCGGUCGCAGUCCGCGCCUUUGGGGGGGGGUACUGUCACGCCCUGGCUUUGGGACUCUUAUAUGUUGAGCCAGGGUGUGUAGAUUCUAUGUGUUUGUGUUUCUAUGUUAGGAUCUAGUUCAUGUGUAUCUAUGUUGGCCGGGGUGGUUCUCAAUCAGAGGCAACGAGAAUCAGCUGUUGCUUGUUGUCUCUGAUUGGGAACCAUACUUAGGGAGCCUGUUUGGCACAGUGUAUGGUGGGAUCUUGUUCCGUGUUGGUUUUGUAUUGUAACCAAGGACUUCACGUUAUCGUUUUGUUGUUUUGUUCGUGUGGUGAAUCUAAAUAAAAGUAUGUUCACUUAUCACGCUGCGCAUUGGUCCACUGUGUUCGACGAUCGUGACAGUAUACUGCAGGGUAAAGGGGAGAUGAGGGUCAGGUGUUUGCUCAUUCCCCUUUUUGGUGGUUUUCUACUGUGAAGAUGGAUAGCCAUAUUAUUUGGUUGUUAACAUUCUGUACUUUGACUUCAUUUGAAAAAUGGUCAUAGUGGAUCAAAUGUUUAGCCCAGUAGACAUCUCUUCAGAACAUAAUUGUAGGGUCCUGUGUUUUGAGCAGUCAUGUGACAUGAGAUUGUAUUCUGUAUUUUAAGCCUUAUCCAGAAAUUAGAAUUACACCAAAAAUGAAAGCAAUUGUCUGAGGAUGGUGUUGGACCAUCUGACCUAAAAAGUUAAUCAAAGUUGAAAUGAAGGUUAAAAUCCAGGCAUGUUACAUAAUUGUGCAAAACACAGGGCCCUAAUUUAACAAGAUAUCUACAUCUGGCUGACCCUUGCUUAUCCACAAUGCAUAUAAUAUAAUAUUCACCAACAGAGACAAUUCUCUACUCUGUUACUGUUACUCAUAAAGUGUAGGAGUGCUGACCUAGGAUCAGGUCCCCCCUGAGUCUUAUUCAUUAUGAUCUAAAAGGCAAACCUGAUCCUAGAUCAGCACUCCUACUCUGAAUACGGGCCCAGGUGAAUGUGUUGACAUUAGUGUAAAUCCUAUUUGGUCCCGAUGGUUCUAGUGUCAUGAUGGAGUAAUGAGGCGCCAUAUAGGUCAAAGACAAGAUACUGUAUAUUUACUCUGCUGCUAUUCCUAUAUCCAGUAGUCACUACUCUCCUCAGUCAUACAGUACACACACAUACUUGCUUUAUAGAUACCAAUUAGCCCCCCACAGCCCCACUGUAAGCGUCCCGUACCACCACUACAUCUAUCAGUGCUGGUCGUGGGGGUCUCGUUAGGGGAAGGCGGAUGAGAAGGAUGAGAGGAGAAGUGAAGAGGGGAGAGGAGAGGAGGUUGGCGGGCAAACUGCCGGGUCCUUGGCAUUAAUGAGGUAACACAUGUGGCGAGGCAUUAGAAAGCCCUUCACGUGGGCGCACACACUUCACUGGUACAAACCUUCACUUCAUUGGCUCUCUCUCUCUCACUCACUCACUCACACUUCACUAGGUUUAAUGACGCCUCUUUGAAGCCGUGUCCUUUCUGUGGGCUUCUCACUCCUCUCACACACUCACUGGUCCUCAGAGCCUGACUUGGCUGAGUGUGUAUCUGUAUGUGUAUCAGGCUGUGUGUGUCGCCUGAAAGUGAGCCAGUGUUCACAGUAUCGUCUGGCUGUCUGUUUUAAUUCUGUAGGUUGUGUGGGUGCGCACGUACACACAUGUGUCUGCGUCACGAUGUUACAGAGUACCUUGAACAAUCUGUCUCUGUCCAUUCCUUCAGCCUACCCCAGCCUCUUCUAUGUCAUCCCUCUCUCCACCUCUCCUCUAUCGCCCUGGCCCUGUCUCCCUUUUUCUAUAGCCAAUUGGUGGUGGCUGAGCUUGUAUUUAGUCAGGAUCUGCCUCUGUUUUGUAUCUCUGAAAGCGUAGAGAUAUUCGGACUAUCUCUAUCAUCUUUUUAGGGCCAAAUAGCAAUUUAGUUUAUUCUGUGUUUUUGUUUAAUUUUCCCAAUUUUUCAAAUAGGUUUUAAUUUCUGUAACAAUCUGACUGAUUGAUUUCCGUGUGUGUUUGGAUAAUAGGGUUGCUUAGUGUUUUUAACAGCUGACAUAGGGUUCAGCUCUUGGGUUUCCUGUGCUUUGAAUUGGAGGGAUGUUUUGGGGCUUAAUUUGAAUUGGUGCCAAAAUGUAAGUGUCUGUUUCUUUAUAUGAACAAUUAGAGGGAAUCUUCCGAGUUCCGCUCUACACUAAUUAUUUGGUCGUUUCUUUUGGAUAUUUAGGUUAAUUCUGCAGAAUUCUGUAUGCAGAUUUUCUAUUGGGUUUUGGUAAAAUGGUAAAAUGACACUAGUGAUUAUUUUGCACCAGAUUUGGAUUGGAAUAUUUAUUUUGGAGAAUUGUCUUUUUAUGGAGUAAAAAGCAUUGCAGGCUUUUUCUUUUAGUGCAUUCACUACCAGACCAAAUCCAACAGAGGCACAGAUUUUUCGUCCCAGGUAGUUGUACCUGGCCUUUUUCUGGAAAAUCACAACGUUGGUUUUAUGAAAAUGAAGGUUGAUUGCCCAGUUGGUGCUGUAUUCCCAUAGAAUGUCUAGUUACUCCUGUAGACCUUGCUCUGUUGGUGACAGCAGGACAAUGUAAUCUGCAUAGAGCAGGAAUCUGACCUCUUCGUCUUUGAGGGUGAGUGUCACGGAUUCUGCCGAGACUGCUCCUCCUCCUGGUUCGGGCAGGCUUCGGCGUUCGUCGUCCCCGGAGUACUAGAUGCCACCGUUGAAUGUUCUAUGUGUGAUUGCUUUUGUCUGUCUGUCACACCUGUGUCCGUUUGUGUCUGAUUACGUGUUCUAUAAGUUGCCUGUGUUGUAUUGGUUAGGUUGUGUGUUGUUUUUCGCCUGUCCGUAGUGCUGCGUGUUUUGUAUUUCUGUUUCGUUGUUUAUUGCGUUACGCAUAGUUUGCGUAUAGCUCGCCUCUGUUUUCUUGAGGCCGUUUACUGUAUCUUUGCCUUGCAUUUUUCACCAGUAAACUUUGUUGGACUAGCUUCGGUGUCCUGCGCCUGACUCCCACACCACAUACACCUCAGCCUUGACAGUGAGUCCAUGGGCUGCAGGUCGGUACAACAACACUGCGAGUUUGUCACUGUAGACGUUAGAGGUCUUCACAGGUUCAACAAGUUGGACUCGUUCCGAAAUGGACCUGAGUCUUUCCCACUCGGACCCGAUAUGCAUAAAUUAAUUUUCUAAAUAUAGAGAGCCGUUCCAAACGGACCCGAGGACAACUACACCCAUUUUGUAUAGACCUAGUCAGAUCCAGACCCGGUCCGAUCUAACAAAGGGAAGCAGCAGAAAAUUCAUUUUUAAGCUACUUUAUUAACGGGAAAUUAUAAAGAGGGAGAGAGGUGCCGCUCUAGCAGGUGGGGUAGGGGCUGUACUGUGAGUGAGUAACAUGGGGAGCAGGGAGGAGGGAGGGAGAGAUCAGAGACCGCAACCAACCAAGCCGACUCGCGCUAUAGUAGACUAAUAGCUGUCAUAGCUAGGUUAUUUAUCAUCAAAUAUGAUUACGUACUUAGUACCUGUCUUGGUUUGCAUCAAACCGGGAGACGCUAGUUAAGCUAGCAAACGUUAGCUAGCUAGGCUAACUGAGGCUGCAGUGCAUGCACUGUCUCAUUCUACAGUUACAAAUAACAACAACUCCAUUCAGAACAUUAAGUAGCAGCCUGCCUACCUGUUGGCUCUUGGUCGUUGUAGCCUAUCCUUCUCCUUUAACUCCUAACUUUUGCCACACACAUAGCGAGGUUCUAUGACUGUAGCCUAUUGAUGACUUACGAUUGGCCAACAACAAGCUACAUGCGCCAUGCUCCAGUCUCGUGAAAAGCAAGAGCGGUUGCAUAAAUUAUAAAAUGUCUCUCUCGCUCUCUCUCUCUCUUGCGUUCGGAUCUGUACGGGCCCUUCCGGACCAGACAGUUAAAAUUACACAUACCCGAGACCCCUGACAAUCAUAUCAGAUCCGACCCAGACCCGUGACAUUAUUUAGAAUUCUGGGUCUUGGGUAUUUGGGUACAGGUGGAUCCGUGAAGACCUCUAGUAGACAUUGAACAGGGUUGGACUUAAACAACACCCUUGUCUCACUCCCCUCUCUUGUGCAAAAAACUAUUAUUUUAUUGUAUUGUUUAAUACUACAUUAGUUAUUCGCGUAAAUAGAUUUAAUGACGUCGUAUACUUUACCCCCAACACCACUUUGGAGGGUUUGUUAAUAUAAUCCAUCAUGGCAAAUGGAAUCAAAAGCAUUCUUAAAAUCAACAAAACAUGCAAAUACUUUCCCUCUGUUUUUCUGAUGAACAUGCUGGUUUAUUAGCAUGUGUAAUGUGUGUAUGUGGUCUGUUGUUCUGUAUUUGGGUAGAAAGACAAUUAGUUUUUUGCUGAGAGCGUUAUGUUUUGUAAGUAAGGUCUGUGUUCGGUCAUUUAGAAUACAGCAGAACAGUUUUCCCAUGUUAAUAGCAAACACAUUCCCCUAUAAUUAUUAGGGUCUAAUUUAUCACCUUUUUUGUAUUUUGUGGUUAUGAGCCCCUGGUUCCAAGUAUCAGGGAAGCAGCCACUCUCAAAAACCAGGUUGAAUAGUAAAACAAAAAAAAGGCAUCCUGUAGCUCAGGAGUACUGUGUUUAAGCAUUUAAUUCCUGUCAGUGCCACAAGCCUUUCCAGAUUUAAGGCUUUGUAUUUUCUUUGAAAGUUCAGCGUGUGUAAUUUGGUAGUCCGUUGGGUUCUGGUUGUUUUUAAUUGUGUGUUCUAGGGAGCUGAGUUUUUCUUGGAUAUUUAUUUGGGUUAAAGUAAGUUCUUCUGAUGGAAUAGAGACUUUCAAAAUGAUCUUUCCAAAUGUUGCCAUUUUGAAUGGCUAGAUCAUUCUUCAAUCUCUUUCAGAGUGUUUUCAAAAUGCUUCCAUUUCUUACAUCUUAGGUUUUGCUUGUGUUCUUUCAAUAUUUCACAAUAUUCUUGCCGAAAGUCUGUAUCUUGUGGUUGGUAAUGUUUUCUAUUGGAUAAAUAUAUAUAAACAAAACCUUGUUUACAUUCGGCAUGAAUCCAUUUCUCUGUUUGAGGUUUCCAAUUAGAAUUAUAAAUUUGCUUUUGUUGAUGCUUUAUAAUAGAUCACCUUUUUUUUUUACUACAAAAUUUAAACCGGUAGGUUAGGGCUAAAUGUACUCGAAAGGAAAUCAUUGAUACAGGUUGUAAUUUCUGGGGAGUGCAACGCUGUGUUGAAGUGUGUUGCGCUGCCAGGUGCCCAUCUGUACUUUUUAUUUCGAUUAAUCCGUUUGUGUGGUCUUUGGGUGGGGAAGUGUUUUCAAAAAUACAUGAAUUUGGCAGUGGUCAGACAAUGGUGUCUUGUCUGACAGUGAAAGCACUAAUGGUGGAGGGGUCCAAGUGUGAGAUUACAUACACUACCAGUCAAAAGUUUGGACACACCUACUCAUUCAAGGGUUUUUCUAUAUGUAUAUUUUUUUUACCGAGGUAUCAUUGAGGACCAGUGAGUAUCAUAGGUACACGUCAACUAUGACAGACAAAUUGAGAAAAAAAAAUCCAGAAAAUCACAUUGUAGGAUUUUUUUAUGAAUUUAUUUGCAAAUUAUGGUGGAAAAUAAGUAUUUGGUCACCUACAAACAAGCAAGAUUUCUGGCUCUCACAGACCUGUAACUUCUUCUUUAAGAGGCUCCUCUGUCCUCCACUCGUUACCUGUAUUAAUGGCACCUGUUUGAACUUGUUAUCAGUAUAAAAGACACCUGUCCACAACCUCAAACAGUCACACUCCAAACUCCACUAUGGCCAAGACCAAAGAGCUGUCAAAGGACACCAGAAACAAAAUUGUAGACCUGCACCAGGCUGGGAAGACUGAAUCUGCAAUAGGUAAGCAGCUUGGUUUGAAGAAAUCAACUGUGGGAGCAAUUAUUAGGAAAUGGAAGACAUACAAGACCACUGAUAAUCUCCCUCGAUCUGGGGCUCCACGCAAGAUCUCACCCCGUGGGGUCAAAAUGAUCACAAGAACGGUGAGCAAAAAUCCCAGAACCACACGGGGAGCUGGGACCAAAGUAACAAAGCCUAGCAUCAGUAAAACACUACGCCGCCAGGGACUCAAAUCCUGCAGUGCCAGACGUGUCCCCCUGCUUAAGCCAGUACAUGUCCAGGCCCGUCUGAAGUUUGCUAGAGUGCAUUUGGAUGAUCCAGAAGAGGAUUGGGAGAAUGUCAUAUGGUCAGAUGAAACCAAAAUAUAACUUUUGGGUAAAAAACUCAACUCGUCGUGUUUGGAGGACAAAGAAUGCUGAGUUGCAUCCAAAGAACACCAUACCUACUGUGAAGCAUGGGGGUGGAAACAUCAUGCUUUGGGGCUGUUUUUCUGCAAAGGGACCAGGACGACUGAUCCGUGUAAAGGAAAGAAUGAAUGGGGCCAUGUAUCGUGAGAUUUUGAGUGAAAACCUCCUUCCAUCAGCAAGGGCAUUGAAGAUGAAACGUGGCUGGGUCUUUCAGCAUGACAAUGAUCCCAAACACACCGCCCGGGCAACGAAGGAGUGGCUUCGUAAGAAGCAUUUCAAGGUCCUGGAGUGGCCUAGCCAGUCUCCAGAUCUCAACCCCAUAGAAAAUCUUUGGAGGGAGUUGAAAGUCCGUGUUGCCCAGCAACAGCCCCAAAACAUCACUGCUCUAGAGGAGAUCUGCAUGGAGGAAUGGGCCAAAAUACCAGCAACAGUGUGUGAAAACCUUGUGAAGACUUACAGAAAACGUUUGACCUGUGUCAUUGCCAACAAAGGGUAUAUAUGUCUCCCGAGUGGCGCAGUGGUCUAAGGCACUGCAUCGCAGUGCUAGCUGUGCCACUAGAGAUCCUGGUUCAAAUCCAGGCUCUGUCGUAGCCGGCCGCGAGCGGGAGACCCAUGGGGCGGCGCACAAUUGGUCCAGGGUAUGGGAGGGAAUGGCCGGCAGGGAUGUAGCUCAGUUGGUAGAGCAUGGCGUUUGCAGCGCCAGGGUUGUGGGUUCGUGUCCCACAGGGGGCCAGUAUGAAUUUUUUUUAACAAAAAAAAAUAAUAAUGUAUGCACUCACUAACUGUAAGUCGCUCUGGAUAAGAGCGUCUGCUAAAUGACUAAAAUGUAAAUGUAAAAUGUAUAUAACAAAGUAUUGAGAAACUUUUGUUAUUGACCAAAUACUUAUUUUCCACCAUGAUUUGCAAAUAAAUUCAUUAAAAAUCCUACAAUGUGAUUUUCUGGAAAAAAAAAUCUCAUUUUGUCUGUCAUAGUUGACGUGUACCUAUGAUGAAAAUUACAGGCCUCUCUCAUCUUUUUAAGUGGGAGAACUUGCACAAUUGGUGGCUGACUAAAUACUUUUUUUCCCCACUGUAUAUAUGUGUCUAUAUAUAAUUAUUAGUAAUGAUUGUGCUUUUGUUGAGUUUGAACCAAAUGUGGGUGUUACCCUUUUUGAUCUGGUUUAGUGAAAGGUCCCGUUUAUACCAUAUGAUCAAUCCUCCCGAGUUACUGCUCUGUUUUAUGUUUUUAUGUUUGAAUGAUGGAAGUAACAUUUCCCUAUAGCCUGGAGGACAUUGAGUAUCUAUGACACUAUGUUUCUAGAAUCAUUAUUAUGUCAAGACUUUGGUAUUGUUAAGAAUAUCUGGGUUUGUGGUUUUAAGACCUAAGCUAGAAGAGUACAAGCCCUGGAUAUUCCAGGAACGAAUUGCUAAUGAUCUCAUAUCAUAAAUGUGUGUAUAUAUAUAUAUGUAUAUAAUUUGGGUAGAGUGGAGGUUAACAAGCAAAUAUAGAAAUCGAAGUGUGUGUGUGUGUGUGUGUGUGUGUGUGUGUGUGUGUGUGUGUGUGUGUGUGUGAGAGAGAGAGAGAGAGAGAGUGUAAGAGUGUGUGGGCAUCUGUGAAAAAAAUAAUGUUUGCGUGUUAGUGAAUUAAGAAAAAUAAAAUGGUUUUUGUGUGUGUGUGGUUGAUGCACCCAAUCAAUACUUAGGCUAAGCACACCAACCACACACAACACAAGAGUGAAUGGGCUGUGUGUAAACUACAGUAUGAGAAUUUGUCAAUACUUGGAUUGAAAAACGAUAUAAAUGAUAUAAAUAGACAAAUCCCUCUCUUUCGCUCUCUCCUUCUCUCCAGUUCUCCCUGUCUCUCCUGCAGUGUGGGCUGUAGUACCAGAGGAUGAUCAGGUUCUGGAGGAGGGCAUGGUGCAGAACGGUUGCCAUGACGACCACACGACCAAUCGCAGCAAGGUUUGCCUCACCCUUAACCUCACCUAGGAACGUUUACCUUUUAAAUCUUGCCUUCUUCCCCCUUUCACUUAAUCUAACCCCUUUUAAAAACUAGUGUUUUUUCACUUUUAUUUUUUAAUAUAUUUUUAUCCUAUACUUUUCAGAUGGAAGACAUGACAAAAACCCCUACAUCAUUUAGAACCCCCAAAAAGGAAAAGUUUUUAAAAUUUUGGGCCCAAAUGUCAUUUAAACCUCUAUCCAAGACCCCCGGUUAAACUUUUCACCCCCUCUCUCUUAAUACGACGCACCACACACACCACCCAAAAAAUAAUCACAUCACACAGCUUUUCCCCAUUUCUCCUCUAACUCCACCAGGCACCCCCCUCUCUCCAAUGUCCCCCAGGCCCCCGUAGGCCCCCUUGGCCGCAGCCCCAAAGGCCCCGAACGGGGCUGCUGAGCCCCGGGUGGGGAUCCCCCGACCAACGCCCCAAAGUCCUGUUUAGAUGCACGGAAGGGGAAGAAGUGGGGGGUUUGGGGGGCCCCGGGGGGUGGCAGGACCACUCUGGGGCCCCCAUCCCCCCCUCGCCAAGAACUUCAAAGGGGGGACGACCUCACUUUUUGGGUUUUUCAAAGGGGGGAAGGGGGGGGAUGGGGAGGUGGAAAAGGAUUUACCUGGUCCCCCGAUCACAAAACUGAUCUGAAAAAGGCUUGAUGGUUGGGGACUUUUUGGGGGGGUUUGGCAGGAAGCCAAAAAAAAAUCUGAAACCCGGGUAGGAAAUCCAAGGAUAAAUUCUGAACGGAAAGGAGAACUGUUUGUAAAAGUAGACCCCCGUUCUUUUAUGUGAAUCAUGUUGUUUGGUACUGUGUUAUUUACAAUGUAAAAUAUAGAAAGGGUUCCCAAAAAUUCCGUAUUUCCCCAAAAUUCCCCAAUUUUCCAGAAAUCGUGGUUUUUAGGGUCGGUUUCCCGCUUAUUUCCCCCCUGAUUCUGGGGGAAUUUUCCAGCUGGGGUAAAAAUAUUAAUUAUAUUUUUUUUUAAAUGGAAUUUUAGGAAAACCAGGUUUUUUCAAACUAUAAAAAACACGCGGUAGACGUCCCGCUAUUUUGUUUUAUGAUCCUUUUGCUUCUCCCCCGAAAAACCCCCCGGGGCGGGUUCUUAGCACCAAACGGACAAAACAGACAGAUACGGUGCGGACUAUCGGGUUUCCAAAAAAAAAGCUCAUUUUCUUUUCCUUGAAAACGUUGGGCCUAAUAAAAACGGACGGCCCCGGGGGUUGUAGGGUUUGGGGUAAAAUCUCUCCCCGAGUCUUCUUUUUACCUGAUGACGACGUCUGUUGAUCUUCCAUCUCCCCCGAUAAAGGGCACUUCUUCAAGCCUCCCUCAACAACUAGCCCCCUUCCGGACAGAACCCUGGGGUUGCCCACAGGACCAGCUACCGGAAAAGGGGUUGUAUCCCCCUUUUCGUCCUCUCGUAUCGGCCCCUCCCUGUAAAAAUUUCCCCCCCCUUUGGUCGUCCCCUUUCCCCCCAUCUAUUACUUUCUUCUUCUCUAUUUCCCUUAUUUGUCUUUCUAAUGUCUCAUACUUCUCCUCUAAAAGACUAACCGGUUUGCUUUUCUUUCUUUUCCUCUAUCCUAUCCGUUUACCCUCUUUUCUUUGUCGUUAGUUUUGUGUGUUGUUUCGAUAACCUUACCUGCCUUUUAUGGCCGUCAGGGCUGCGGAAAAAGGCGGGAAAUCACUGCAGGGGCCCUAAAAUGUCCUCGGUUUGUGAAGCCCUCGCUGAUAAAAAAAGGGGGGGAAAAUGCAUGUUUCCUUCACUUGGGGUAAUGUUUAGUUUUAAAUUUACAUUUUAAACAUUUGCAACUCCAUCCGAGGGGGACUCAGUUGGGUCAUACUUUUUUUAACUGGCCCCCCCGGGGAACAACCCACCCCUGGCGAGCAAGGCCACUCUCCAAAGGCUACGGGGGCCCCAAUUUUGUUUUCUACUUCGCCUUUAAACACAAAUUUUUUUAAAACUUUUUCCAUUUCCCUUCCUUCCCCCCCGAAACCUUUUUAUUUUCUUACACUUCCUUUUCCUUUUUUCCCCUUUACCCUUCCCCAAAAAUUUCCUCUCUUUAUUUUUUUACUCUUGCAAACCCAAACCCCGGUACCCUUUAUUGCCAUUUUCCUUUUUGCAAGGGCCCUUAAAAUCCCCCAAUUGCUCUGGCAGGCUCUGCGGCUAACGCUGGCGCUCCACUUUGUGUUUGUGUGUGAAGGUUUUCUAUUGUGACGCAAAACAAACAUUUUCCCUUGAAAAUACAAAGUAUUUUUUUUUCUAUUUCCCCCCCGCCCCCGGGGGAACCGGCGGCGGUGCAACCUUUGCCACCUCCUUCAUUUUUCCUGGACUGGUCCUGUGCGGCUUGUUCCGGCCCCCUCCCUGGGCCCGCCCCUCCGCCCCUGCCCCCCUCCCCAAGCCCCCCUGCCCCCCCCGGGCCCUCGCCCCGGCUGCCGGGGCCCCCCUGCGGAGGGCCCCCGGGGAUGUCUGUCUAACGGGAAAACUGGUGGGGGGGAGGAAGGGGAGGGGAAGGGGGGUGGGGGAAGGAGGAGGGGAGGGGGGGAAAAGGGGGGGGGAGUUGGGGGGAUGGGGGAAGGAGAAAAGGGGGGUAGGAGGGUUGGGGGGGGGGGCCUGGGGAGGGGAGGGGGAGGAUGGGAAAGGGGAGAACCCUUUGGGGUGAGGUUUUUAAAAGGGGGGGAAAAGGGGGGCUUUAGUCUGUUUUUUUAAGGGGUUGGAUUACGUCACAUCUGCUAUCCCCCUCUCUGACUAAAACCCCCUCUCUCCCCCUCCUCCUCCCAGGUUGCCAACCCUUUACACCUUUUUGGGCCCCCCACUUUUGGGGGGGGCUGGGGGGUCCCCCUUUGGCCCCCUUUUCCCCCGUUUCCCUAAAGGGGCCCCCUUUUCGGGUGUCCCUUUUUCCCCCAUUUCCGUCGGGGGAAAGUUUUUGAAACCCGACUGACUCAUGUCUUAAAGUACUGAUGGACUGUCGUUUCUCUUUGCUUUAUAUAACUGAUUGGCUCAAACACAUUAAGAAGGAAAGAAAUUCCACAAAUUAACUUUUAAGAAGGCACACCUGUUAAUUGAAAUGCGUUCGAGGUGACUACCUCAUGAAGCUGGUUGAGAGAAUGCCAAGAGUGUGCAAAGCUGUCAUCAAGGCAAAGGGUGACUAUUUGAAGAAUCUCAAAUAUAAAGUAUAUUUUGAUUUGUUUAACACUUUUUUUGGUUACUACAUGAUUCCAUAUGUGUUAUUUCAUAGUUUUGAUGUCUUCACUAUUAUUCUACAAUGUAGAAAAUAUUAAAAAAUAAUGAAAACCCCUUGAAUGAGUUGGUGUGUCCAAACUUUUGACUGGUAGUGUAUAUAUAUAUAUAUAUAUAUAUAUAUAUAUAUAUAUAUAUAUAUAUAUAUGUGUAUAUAUUUGUGUAUAUAUAUACAGUGGGGAGAACAAGUAUUUGAUACACUGCCGAUUUUGCAGGUUUUCCUACUUACAAAGCAUGUAGAGGUCUGUAAUUUUUAUCAUAGGUACACUUCAACUGUGAGAGACAGAAUCUAAAACAAAAAUCCAGAAAAUCACAUUGUAUGAUUUUUAAGUAAUUCAUUUGCAUUUUAUUGCAUGACAUAAGUAUUUGAUACAUCAGAAAAGCAGAACUUAAUAUUUGGUACAGAAACCUUUGUUUGAAAUUACAGAGAUCAUACGUUUCCUGUAGGUCUUGACCAGGUUUGCACACACUGCAGCAGGGAUUUUGGCCCACUCCUCCAUACAGACCUUCUUCAGAUCCUUCAGGUUUCGGGGCUGUCGCUGGGCAAUACGGACUUUCAGCUCCCUCCAAAGAUCUUCUAUUCGGUUCAGGUCUGGAGACUGGCUAGGCCACUCCAGGACCUUGAAAUGCUUCUUACGGAGCCACUCCUUAGUUGUCCUGGCUGUGUGUUUCGGGUCGUUGUCAUGCUGGAAGACCCAGCCAUGACCCAUCUUCGAUGCUCUUACUGAGGGAAGGAGGUUUUUGGCCAAGAUCUCGCGAUACAUGGCCCCAUCCAUCCUCCCCUCAAUACGGUGCAGUCGUUUUGUCCCCUUUGCAGAAAAGCAUCCCCAAAGAAUGAUGUUUCCACCUCCAUGCUUCACGGUUGGGAUGGUGUUCUUGGGGUUGUACUCAUCCUUCUUCUUCCUCCAAACACGGCGAGUGGAGUUUAGACCAAAAAGCUCUAUUUUUGUCUCAUCAGACCACAUGACCUUCUCCCAUUCCUCCUCUGGAUCAUCCAGAUGGUCAUUGGCAAACUUCAGACGUGCCUGGACAUGCGCUGGCUUGAGCAGGGGGACCUUGCGUGCGCUGCAGGAUUUUAAUCCAUGACGGCGUAGUGUGUUACUAAUGGUUUUCUUUGAGACUGUGGUCCCAGCUCUCUUCAGGUCAUUCACUAGGUCCCCCCGUGUGGUUCUAGGAUUUUUGCUCACCGUUCUAGUGAUCAUUUUGACCCCACGCGGUUGAGAUCUUGCGUGGAGCCCCAGAUCGAGGGAGAUUAUCAGUGGUCUUGUAUGUCUUCCAUUUCCUAAUAAUUGCUCCCACAGUUGAUUUCUUCAAACCAAGCUGCUUACCUAUUGCAGAUUCAGUCUUCCCAGCCUGGUGCUGGUCUACAAUUUUUUUUCUGGUGUCCUUUGACAGCUCUUUGGUCUUGGCCAUAGUGGAGUUUGGAGUGUGACUGUUUUAGGUUGUGGACAGGUGUCUUUUAUACUGAUAACAAGUUCAAACAGGUGCCAUUAAUACAGGUAACGAGUGGAGGACAGAGGAGCCUCUUAAAGAAGAAGUUACAGGUCUGUGAGAGCCAGAAAUCUUGUUUGUUUGUAGGUGACCAAAUAAAUUCAUAAAAAAUCCUACAAUGUGAUUUUCUGGAAAAAUAAUUCUCAAUUUGUCUGUCAUAGUUGACGUGUACCUAUGAUGAAAAUUACAGGCCUCUCUCAUCUUUUUAAGUGGGAGAACUUGCACAAUUGGUGGCUGACUAAAUACUUUUUUCCCCCACUGUAUGUAUGUAUAUAUAUAUAUAUAUAUAUAUAUAUAUAUAUAUAUGUGUAUAUAUAUAUAUAUGUGUGUAUAUAUAAUUCUUAGUAAUGAUUGUGCUUUUGUUGAGUUUGAACCAAAUGUGGGUGUUACCCUUUUUGAUCUGGUUUAGUGAAAGGUCCCGUUUAUACCAUAUGAUCAAUCCUCCCGAGUUACUGCUCUGUUUUAUGUUUUUAUGUUUGAAUGAUGGAAGUAACAUUUCCCUAUAGCCUGGAGGACAUUGAGUAUCUAUGACACCAUGUUUCUAGAAUAAUUAUUAUGUCAAGACUUUGGUAUUGUUAAGAAUAUCUGGGUUUGUGGUUUUAAGACCUAAGCUAGAAGAGUACAAGCCCUGGAUAUUCCAGGAAGAAUUGUUAAUGAUCUCAUAUCAUAAAUGUGUAUAUAUAUAUGUGGGUAGAGUGGAGGUUAACAAGCAAAUAUAGAAAUCCAAGUGUGUGUGUGUGUGUGAGAGAGAGAGAGAGUGUGUAAGAGUGUGUGGGCGUCUGUGAAAAAAAUAAUGUUUGCAUGUUAGUGAAUUAAGAAAAAUAAAACGGUUUUGUGUGUUUUUGAUGCGUGUGUGUGUGUGGUUGAUGCACCCAAUCAAUACUUAGGCUAAGCACACCAACCACACACAACACAAGAGUGAAUGGGCUGUGUGUAAACUACAGUAUGAGAAUUUGUCAAUACUUGGAUUGAAAAACGAUAUAAAUGAUAUAAAUAGACAAAUCCCUCUCUUUCGCUCUCUCCUUCUCUCCAGUCUCCCUGUCUCUCCUGCAGUGUGGCUGUAGUACCAGAGGAGGAUCAGGUUCUGGAGGAGGGCAUGGUGCAGAACGGUUGCCAUGACGACCACACGACCAAUAGCAGCAAGGUUUGCCUCACCUUACCUCACUCUAGUGAACGUUUGACCUUUGAACCUGGCCGUGACCUUUACUAAUCCCAACCUGACUUCACUUAAAUCUAACCCCAGUUUAUCAAACUAGGCUAGUGUUAUCACAUUGUAUUUCUUAAGUCAUAUUUAUAUCGCUAUACUGUACAUGAUGGAAUGACAAGAACAAGCCUGACAUCACUUUAUAGAACCUAUCCAAACGGAAAUGUUUUGAUUAAUUUGACUUCACUAACUAUGUCAUUAAUCACUCUUAUCCAAGACCUCAGGUCUAACACUUCUCACUCUCCUCUCUCCGUUUCAAUACGUACGCACGCACACACACACACAAUCAAUCAACAUCACACAGCUUCUCACCAGCCUCUCUCCUCUCAACUCCACCAGGACACCUCAUCUCUCAAAUGUCCCUCCCAGGCCCCCGUAGGCCCCGUUGGCCACAGCCCCAAGGCCCUGAACGGUCUGCUGAGCCCCAGGCUGGAGGAUCCCCUGACCAACAGCCAGACGUCCCUGUGUGAGAUGCUACAGGAGAAGGAGAAGAAGUGGGGUGGAGGGGCCAUGGGGAUGGGCAUGGACCACUCUGCCCUCAUCCCCCUGCGCUCCAAGAACUUCAGAGAGAGGAGCGACGCUCACUUUGUGGAUGUUAUCAAGGAGGACAGGUGGGUGGAUGGAUGUUAGCCUGGUCCCAGAUCACACAAACUGAUCUGAAACCGGGCUUGAUGGAUGUGGUGGAGCUUUUUGGGGAGUUGGCAGGAUUGCACAAAUAGAUCUGAAACCAGGAAAUACAAGGAUAAGAUUCUGAACGCUGAAGGUAGAACUGUUAUGUAAGAAGCAGACCCACACGUAUCUUUAAUGUGGAAUCAAUGUCUGUUUUGGUACAGUGUGUCUAUUUACAAUGUACACUAUAGAACUAAGGUUCCAAAAAUUCCGUAGCUUUCCCUAAAAUUCCCAAUUUUCCAGAAAUCGUGGUUGGAGGAUCUGGAUUUCCUGCUUAUAUUUUUAAAUUGAAUUUAGACAAAGUUACCAGAAUUUUGCAAUCCUAUAUAGAACACACACUGCGGUAUGAUCUGCUCCAUGCUAUUUUGUUAAAGUGAUCCUUACGCUUCUGCCCACUGAAUAAGCCCCUGGGUCGUGUUCAUUAAGCACCAAACGGACGAAAACAGACAUGAUACAGGUGACGGACUAUCUGGUCCAAUAAGAAAAGCUCAUUUUCAUUUUCCAUUGCAAAUCGUUUGGUGCCUAAUGAACACGGACGGCCCUGGUGGUAUGAUAGGUUGGUGUAACUCUCUCCCCCGAGUCCGUCUUCUCUACACUGACUGACUGACGUCUGUUGAUCUGUCCAUCUCCCAGUCUGAUGAAGGACUACUUCUUCAAGCCUCCCAUCAACAAGCUGAGCCACACCUUCCUGGACAGAACCCUGGAGUCUGCCUACAGGACCAGCUACCAGGAAGAGGUGUGUAUCCCUCUUUUCUGUCUCUCUCGCUAUCUGCCUCUCCCUGUCAACAAUUCCCCCCCCCUCUUUGGUCUGUCUGUCCCCUAUCUAUUACUCUGCCUGUCUGUCUGUCUCUGUUCCUCUUAUUUGUCUUUCUAAUGUCUCACUACUUCUCUCUGUCUACUAGACUAGACCUGGUUUGUCUUUUCUUGUCUGUCCCUCUGACUCCCUAUCCGUUUCACCCUGCUUUUCUUCAUGUCUGUCUAGCUCUCUGUGUGUGUGUUCUCUGAGUAACCUGUAAGCACUGCACUAUGUAUGGCCUGUCAGGACUGCGGCAAAGGCAGGGAAAUCACUGCAGGACCUCAAUAGGAAUGUCCUCUUGGCUUGUGAAGCCCUCUGCUGAUAAAGUGGGGGAACUGCAUGUUCAACUUCACGUCUGGAUAAUGUUUAGUUUACAUUUACAUUUUAGUCAUUUAGCAGACGCUCUUAUCCAGAGCGACUUACAGUUAGUGAGUGCAUAAAGUUUUUCAUACUGGUCCCCCCGUGGGAAUCGAACCCACAACCCUGGCGUUGCAAGCGCCAUGCUCUACCAACUGAGCUACAGAAGGCCAAUUCAGUUUCAUACUUACGACUUAAUCACAACAAGAGUUUUUUUAAAGACUUCCAUUCCUCAUGCUUCUCUAUUCUCUCCCGCAACCUUUGUUAUUUUUUUAAUCAUCUGUUCCUUUCCUUUGCUCUCUCUCUUUUACCCUUUCCAAUCCUCCCCUCUCUUUAUUUCUUUACUCUUUGCAACCGGACCCAGGUACCAUUCAUUGCCAUUGUGCCUUUAGCAAGGCACUUAACUCCUACAAUUGCUCUGGCAGUGCUCUGCGGCUAACGCUGUGCUGCUCCCAGCCUUGUGUGUCUUUGUGUGUGUAUGAGGUUGGCUAUUGUGACAGCAAAUCAAUCAAUUUCCAUUGAAAAAUGACAAAGUAUUUAUUCUCUUCUAUUCCCUCCCGUCCCCAGGUGGAGACCCAGGCGGCGGUGCAGACCUUUGCCAGUCCUACCUUCAGCUCUUUCCUGGACAUGGUCCUGUGCUGCUCUGUGUUCCUGGCCCUCUCCCUGGCCUGCCUCCUCCGGCCCCUGCUCUCCCUCCCUAAGGCCCCCCUGCCUGCCCCGGCCCUCGCCCUGGUUGCCGUGGCCGCCCUGCUGGAGGCCCUGGCGCUGGUGCUGUCUAUACGGUAAGGGGGUGGGGAGAGGGAUAUGAGAGGUGGGGAGGAACUGGGGAGGAGAGGAAGAGGGGGAGGAUGUUGAAUGGGAGAGAACUUAGUGGGGUGAGGUUUGAAGAUGGGGGGGGAAAAGGGGAGGCUAUUAGUCUGUUUUUCAAUGGGGUUGGAUUACUGUACACAUACUGUCUAUCAGCCCUCUCUGAGCUAACCUCCUCUCCUCCUCUCCCAGGAUGGCCUUCUACCUGGACAGCGUGAUGAGCUGCACUAGGACCCUGCUGAGGGCCAUCUCUGGCUGGGUCCCCCGUCACCUGAUAGGGGCCGUGCUGGUGUCCCUGCCCACUGUGUCCGUCUUCUCACACGUCACCUGUGACAUGCACCUCUCCAUACAGGUGAGCGUGUCUAUUCUGUUAAUUUGCCCCGGUCAUUUCCUCCAGAGUUUGACAAUGCUAACGAUUGUUCCUUCCUGUGUCUCUAUCUGUGUCUCCCAGUUCACCAUGCUCACCUGCUGUGCAGUGAUCAUUGCCAUCAUCCAGUACUGUAACUUCUGCCAGCUGAGCUGCUGGAUGCGCUCGGCCAUGGCUACCGUGGUGGGAAUGGUGCUGCUCGUCCUGCUCUUCAGCCCCCCCUGCAGGUCAGACACAUUAUAAUGCUGCUCGUCCUGCUCUUCAGCCCCCCCUGCAGGUCAGACACAUUAUAAUGAAUGAUAUCUUUUUUAACACAUUUAUGGCCCUUUUUGUUGGUCAGAAAGGACCUUAAAGGGGCAUCUGCAGUUCAAACAAUAACAACACGGACACCCUGUCACUGUUUUGGUAAACAACUGAGGAACGGGGCUGGAGAAAUGUAACCACCCUCAAAUUUGUAUAUUGCCCAUUUAAUCCACUACCAAUGCACUCACUGAGGUUCGAUAGGAUAUUGUAUACAAUAUUACCACAAUGUCAUCCUUUAGUAUGACUUUUCCUUUGUGCUGACACUGUGUAAUUUAAUUUGUUGUGAACUCAAUUAAUCUUAUCCGACCGUGUCCCAUGUUUUUGUCUCCUCUGUCUUCCAGUUCUGCCAAGAGUAUGUUAUUUUGGUGAGUAGAAUGAAGUUAUCUAUACAACUAUUGAUGCAUUCACAAUGUAUCAUUGGAUGGCCAUGCUGUAUUCUCAGAUUUUAAAUAUAUCUCUCUUCCUUAACUUCUUCCCUCUCUUUUUCACCAUCCCUCCUUCCAUCUCUCCAUCCCUCCUUUCUUCUCUCCUUCCUUGUUUCUCCCUCCCUUUCUCUCUCCUCCAGGUCUGGUGACGCCACCAACAACAGUAACCACAGCAGUGUUGUGCCUGGUCAGCCUGAGCCCGCCACUGACCCCCUGCCCCGCCCUCAGGACCUGCUGGGCCCCGAGGUGGGAGUGGCCUUCUUCCUGCUUCUGCUGCUCGUCUGGUUCCUCAACCGCGAGUUCGAGGUCAGCUACCGCCUCCAUUACCACGGCAACGUGGAGGCCGACCAACACCGCAUCAAGAUCCAGAACAUGAGGGACCAAGCCGAUUGGUUGCUUAGGAACAUCAUCCCCAUCCACGUGGCAGAGCAGCUCAAAGUGACCCAGAGUUACUCAAAAAACCAUGGUAACAUUGGCGUGAUUUUUGCCAGUAUCGUGAACUUUAGCGAGUUCUACGAGGAGAGUUACGAGGGCGGCAAGGAGUGCUACCGCGUGCUCAAUGAGCUCAUCGGUGACUUUGAUGAGCUGCUUCGCGAGCCGCCCUUCAACAACAUUGAGAAGAUCAAGACCAUCGGCGCCACGUACAUGGCGGCGGCCGGGCUGAACGCGCAGCAGUGCGCCGAGGCGCCGCACCCGCACGGCCACCUGCGGGCGCUGUUUGACUUCGCACUGGAGAUGAUGCGCGUGGUGGACGACUUCAACAAGAACAUGCUGGGCUUCAAGUUCAAGUUGCGCAUUGGGUUCAACCAUGGUCCUUUGACCGCAGGGGUGAUCGGCACCACUAAGCUGCUCUACGACAUCUGGGGCGACACAGUGAACAUCGCCAGUCGCAUGGACACCACGGGCGUGGAGUGCCGCGUGCAGGUGAGCGAGGAGAGCUACUGUGCGCUCAGUGCCAUGGACUACAACUUCGACUACCGCGGCACAGUCAAUGUCAAGGGCAAAGGUCAAAUGAAGACCUUUCUGUUCCCCAAGAGUGCGGACAGCGGUGCCCCCGUGCCUCAGUACCUGCUCUCCGUAUCGCCAGAGAUCCGGGUGCAGGUGGACGGGAGUAUCGGGCGCUCGCCAACGGAUGAGCUCUCUAAUAUGGUGCCUAGCUCCAUGGCUGGUGUACCCAGUACCACCAGUCCCUCGCUCAGCCCUAGGGUGUCCACGGGUCUGCUGCGGCCUGAGAGGGGGAUGGUGGAGGCUGGAGAUAGGCCAGACAGCCGGGAACAAUACUACUGUAGCCCUAAUACUACAGAGACCAUCACAGCCAGACGCUCCUCCUCCUCCUCGUCCUACGUUGGUCUAGCCUCCCUGCCUAUCACUAGUCAAGCUGGAGCUACUUUGAAAGUCCAACAACCGACUCUGCCCAUCAUUAGUUUAGGUGGAUCUCCUUCCACAAAAGUCCAACAACCAAAUCUGCCCAUCACUAGUCUAGCAGGUGCUCCUCAAACAUCGACAAAUGUCCAACAACCAAUUAUUCCCAUCACUAAUAAAGGUGAAGCUCCUUCAACCAACGUCCAAGAAUCAAAUCUGCCCGUCACUAGUCUAGCUGGAGCUCCUCCAACAAACGUCCUCCAACAACCAAAACCUGUGGCGCCUGCCUCCCUCCAGCCUCUCUCCCCUCAGAAUGCCACAGCAACUGAGUCACGGAAGGAGGUGAAAAAAGAGAAAGUGGAGAAGGACGAUGAUGACAUUAUUGGCGAGCUAACGAAACUCUAA